Racocetra fulgida is the source of this 297-nucleotide messenger RNA. The record is from the annotation of a GenBank genome assembly. NCBI's taxonomy places the organism in Eukaryota, Fungi, Glomeromycota, Glomeromycetes, Diversisporales, Gigasporaceae.
AUGAUUAAAAAAUUUAAAGAAGAAUUUUCAGAAGAACUUAGUAAACUUUCAGAUUCUGAAUUAAAUGAUUAUAAUAAUAUUUCUAAAUUUGUAUUAGAAAUAUUAAAAAACUAUUCUACAAAUAUAAACAAUUUAGAAAAUUUGGAAGAAUCAGAAAAUUUAGAAAAUUUAGAAGAAUUAAAAAAUUUAGAAGAAUUAGAAAAUUUAAUUAAUACUUAUAAUAAUAGAUUAAAUAAAAAUAUUAAAUUAUAUUAUUAUAAUAAUAAUAAAUUAAAUAAUAAUAAUAUCAUUAAUUAA